Talaromyces proteolyticus is the source of this 882-nucleotide messenger RNA. Its product is annotated as putative short chain dehydrogenase. Lineage: Eukaryota; Fungi; Ascomycota; Eurotiomycetes; Eurotiales; Trichocomaceae. The record is from RefSeq and is a predicted model, not a curated record. Gene Ontology annotation, cellular component: intracellular anatomical structure. Gene Ontology annotation, molecular function: oxidoreductase activity, acting on NAD(P)H, oxygen as acceptor. Bases 1 to 882 code for a protein of 293 amino acids. The transcript has 3 exons.
AUGUCUAUCAACAUCGAGACUGUCUCCCCCACCCAAAAGGCCGCCCGUGGCCCGGCUGAGCCCGCAGACGACGCUGCCGUCUUCCUGGGCACCAAGAACCGUCUCCCAGAGUUCGCUCUCACCGACAAGGUCGUGCUCGUCUCUGGCGCUGGCCGUGGCCUGGGUCUUGUCCAGGCCGAAGCCCUCGUCGAGGCUGGUGCCAUUGUCUACGCUCUCGACCGUCUCCCUGAGCCUUCCCCGGAAUUCGCUGGAAUACGUGAAAAGGCCGCCCGUCUGGGCACCAAGCUCGAGUAUCGCCGCAUCGAUGUCCGUGACACUGAGCUGCUGAACAGCGUGGUCGAGCAGAUCGCCAAUGUCGAGGGCCGCAUGGACGGUCUUGUCGCCGCUGCUGGAAUCCAACAGGAGACCUCCGCCUUGGAAUACUCUGCCAAGGACUCCAACACUAUGAUGGAGGUCAACGUGACUGGUGUGUUCAUGACUGCGCAAGCCGUCGCCAAGCAGAUGAUUCGAUUCGGUACCGGGGGCAGCAUUGUCAUGAUUGCUAGCAUGAGCGGCACUAUCGCCAAUAAGGGUCUCAUCUGCCCAGCUUACAAUGCUUCCAAGGCUGCUGUGCUCCAGCUGGGCCGCAACCUCGCCGCCGAGUGGGGCCAGUACAACAUCCGUGUCAACACCAUCUCGCCGGGCUACAUUCUCACAAAGAUGGUCGAGGACUUGUUCGUGCAGUUCCCCGAUCGCCGCGAGGAGUGGCCCAAGCAGAACAUGCUGGGCCGUCUGUCGCGCCCCGAGGAGUACCGCGGCGCGGCCGUCUUCUUGGUCAGCGACGCCAGCAGCUUCAUGACUGGCAGCGACUUGAGAAUGGACGGUGGCCACGCCGCCUGGUAA